AUGCCGGGGCCGGCAGAUCAGAUCUCUGCCUGUGAGGACUCUCAAAAUAAAUUACAACUUCACCUCCAGAGGCAGCUGGAGGAUGACAUUGCGAGAAUCUUUGAUGAAUCUAUUUACUCUGAUCUUGAAGUGGUGUGUGGGAAAUUAAAGAUACUAACUCAUUCUUGCAUUCUAAAAGCACGCACUGAUCAAUUUUAUCACCAACUACAUACAUUUUUGCAUGUGAACAUUGAGCGCAAUACUUUCGAUGAAAUAUAUUCUUUCAUAAGCGAUGUUUACACUGAAUGCAACAUACAACACGAAGAAAAAGAAAUAAUUAAGUUUCUUCAAUGCAAUUUGAGUGCUUUAAAACCCGUGUCAGUGAAGCCCAGUAAUAUAAAAGAAGAAGGCGAGGAAUCCGAAGUUUUCUCCACACCCAAGUGUAUUACCCCAUAUGUAGACAGUGAUACCCACAAAGCUAUUCAAUCUAGUCCCAGCACGGAAUUAACAAAAGAAUAUUAUGCACUAGUUCCAAUCGAAGGGAAUUUAUUUGAGAAGGAGCUUAUCGAGCAAGACGAGCUUUCUAAUGCCUUUCAUUCUAUAAUAAAAGGUCAAACAGAAGAUAAAAAUCAAGUUAAAAUACAGCUAAACAAACCUACUUCGCUACCCUUGAAUUCUAGUCAUAUUUCCAAAACAGUUAAGCAUUCCAGUAGUAAUAACAAUAUAAAUAAUAUUUGUCUAAAAGAUAAAACCUCUCCAAAACCUGAACACAACCUAAGUACAGCGGCUGAUAAGGACUUCAAAAGUAAUCAGAUAUUGCCGCUUAGUGAUACUGCAGGACGUAACACUACCACUAAAACCAAGUCUAACUCAUUGGAUGCUGCAUAUUCCCCGGAUAGUUUAAUCACGGAUGAGCCCAGUUCUUCUUCUGAUUAUUUGUCUGCAGCAUACACUUUUUCUCCAGGUCUUACAACGUCUGGUUUCCAACAACAAGUAAAUGUUGAGAACAUCACAUCCAAGAUGGAGAAUAUUUACACUUGGUCAGAUUCGGGACUGGAGGACCCUGCAAUGUUGGGUAGCGUCAAUAGUCAAAAGGACGUCACUUUAACAAACAUGUCUUUAUCAGAGAGCACGGUUCAUGACUUAGUUGCUGACGAUGCAAGCAUCUCAGCGAUAUCUGUACCCAGUUCCUUAGAAAACCAGCUACAUAGAUCGAAGCAGAGCGGCACUUCUUUAGACCAAGAUUGCAAUGGUCAAAGUAGUCUUCCAGAGCUGAGUGGCAAGUCACUAAAAGAAGAAAAGCAGAGACAGAAUGAAGAAAUUGUCAUACUAGAAUCGUCCUCAUUAUCCUCUGAAACGGGUUCCUGGGAGUCUGUGUACCCGCCUAAAUUAGUUCAAAAGGAAAUUUGCGAAAGGUUUUUACUCAAUGAACGCCAGAAUUAUUUUAACACUUCUGGUUUAGUCCAGAAAUCACCUUUCAAAUCUACAACUUGUUUUAUAGAUGCUUCUAACUUAGUUGAUGAAGAUGAGUGUCUUGUAUUAGAAACCACUAAUAACGCAUCUUCCACAAAUAUUAAUUUAGAAAUUUUACCCACACCAAGUAAACCGGUACCGGUUGCUUGCUCGACUAUGAAGUCGGACAACAGUCCAGGUGAUUGGUCAGAAAGUAACGACAAUGAUGAUUCAUUAGAACAGAGUGAAAAAAAGGAUUUUGAUUCAAUAAUAAAAGAUUUAUCUCCUAUUAUUUUUGAAAUGACCCCAAUUACAGAAGACUCUUUGUGCACAAAUGCAUUUGAAAAUGCAGCUCAAUCUGAUGUAGGUGCAGAUGUGGAAGAUAAUAUUAAAUAUUUAUCAGAUAAAGAGAAAUUGCGCAGUGCAGUGUACAUGCCAUGCUUUGCCACAGCUACACCAAACAACUCAAUAUUGUCAGUGAAGACUUUUAAACCGUACGAGUCAGAAGACAGUGAAAGUAACAUUAUCAUCGAUUCUGACAGUUCUUCUAUGAAUGUCAGGAAAGGUAGUCGUUCUCCUCCGAUUCUUUCCGGCGGUGUGUCAGUAGAAGAUCAUUUACCUCAGGUAGGAAAUAAUCAUGAAGGUAAUCCAUCACUAAAAUCUAAGCAGAGUGAAAUAAGUACCGUAACAGGAAAACAAAGUUCUUCUUCAGCUUGGGUAGUAGACAUGUCUAGUAAUCUGGAAGCAGACGACAGUUCAUUGGUAGGUAAACUAUCCGAUGGAUCAGUAAACGAAAAAAAGAAUAUAUUUUCUAUGUACAUAGAUCUAGGCGAUAAUUCGACUUUGAAAGAUAUGCCUUCCAGACUAUCCGCUUCAAUGAAAAAGAGUACUGCAAAUGUCGAAAAUAAAUUGCCUCCGCAAAAACCUAAAACCACAGAAAGAAACUCUAGAGACAAAGACACCACAUUUGAGAAAAUUGAAGCUUUGUGCGAAGAUCCCAAUAUUAGUAUUUCUGAAAUAAUCGCGAUUCCAGGAGGAAAUGAAACCGUUGUAACGAACGGCGAAGAUUCUUUCAUAGAACAGGUGCGGAAAGUAAACCAGCCACAAGAACAGGAAGAGGCCGAAAAAAUAACCUGCCCUAAAGAACUUUCAGCGAAUUCUCAAGACAGUAGCUUUGUGAAACUGUCAGACUUAGAUAAACCGGUGCAGAAAACAGAUAUGUUGGUCUCUAUCGAAACUAAAGGAGUCGAUGUACGGAUGACAAGAUCCAUUCCUGACUGGGGCGAACAAGGAUUUUCUACGAACUCUAGAUCGAUAGAAGUUAUUACUUCUUUUCAUUCAGAGAAUGCGCUCAGCUUGAACAGACUAUUUCCUCACUUACAAAAUGAAUUUAGUAGGAGCAUGCCUGGUUGCCUAUCGAGUAGGACGCGGUCACCGCUGAGACUAGGCACAUCCAGCACCCUCGGUGAUGGUGAUGAGCAAGGGUCCGAUAUGUCGGAAAUAAGUAGUAUGCAGAGCAGCAACUGUCGCUCAGGGUUUGGGAACAGUACUACAGACAGCCAGACUUCGAAUUUAAUAGAGAACUGUACUUCGCGUCUUGGUCAAGACUUACUAAGAAUGUUUCUUGAGGAAAUCGCGCCUGAUGUCAUUGUGGAAGUGUCAGGAAAACGAUUCAAGGCACACAAAUGUAUACUGUCAUCCAGAUGUCAAUACUUUGCUGGUAUAUUGAGUGGCGGUUGGGUGGAGAGCUUGGGGAAUGUUAUCGUGCUCCCCCCGUUUUCAUACAACGUGGUGUAUUUCGCAUUGUGCCACAUAUAUUCUGGUCUUGCAACAAUUCCGGAUUCGGUGAGCAUCGUUGAAUUGGCAACUAUCGCCGAUAUGUUGGGCUUAGAGGGUCUCAAGGAAGCCAUAAUGUUUACGUUAAAGGCUAAAUAUUGCCAUCAUUUUCACAAGCCGUGUACUGUGUGCAUAGUCGGUGUGUUGGAAUGCUUCCCAUUGUCUGCUGUAUAUGGUUUGGAUGAUUUAUAUCUCAAAUGUGUCAAAUGGAUUACGAAACACUUUACAAAAGUUUGGCCAACCAAGGCGUUCGCGACGCUGCCUACGGAUCUCUUAGAUAAGUGCUUCCAGCAUCACACCGUCAACCUGACCGUGGACAAUGUGGUGGACACUGUGUACGGCUGCGGCAUUACUACGGCAUCGUUACAAAACUCUAAAUGGGCUGAGUCCGUAGCACGGAUGUGCCGAAGGCUCAUAAGUGUAGCAGCGCACUUCGCGGGCCCAAGGCUUCUCGCUGUUUACCAAGCCAUCCCUCCAUUACCAAACGAAGCGCCACAGGCCGCCAAGCAAGCUCUCGACGAUUUUCAUGCUGCUGCUAUCGAAUGGGCACCUCCGGACGAAGUCUGUCGUGCUUAUGGUUUUCUUUCUGCGCUCCUCAAAGAAAUGCGCAAUAGUCAGUACUCGAAACCUGAUUUGAUUAGUAACGGUACUGAAAACCGUAAAAGUUUGGGCCAAUACACUAUACUGUACUCACAAGCGGGCAACUGGCGUAUGCAGUGUGAGGGUGCGCUAGUGCGAGCGUCGCCCAGAGUUGUCACUACACAGGCGUUCAAGGAGUUACCAUCGGAGUUACGUAAAAAGCUGCGAGAGCUCGGUUGUAUUAAAUACGGUGCGCAUGCGUUGCCUAUAUCCUCUCCUACGCAUCAGCAAGAGAGAAAAAUUAAUACGACCACUGUUGUGAAAAACAAGCCAUUCAGUUCAUCGCCUCGUAAUAUUGACAUAGCCCACGUGCGUGCUUUAUUUGUGCCUUAUUCGCCUAAACCGAUGUACCCAGUCGGAUCAGUGGACACUCUUAAGAGUAGCAACGAUAUCCGUGAUAGCAAGAAGUCGAUUGUGUCCACUAAUCCACCAAAGGUGAGGACGACGAAAGCACAAGAGGACGUGCCAAAUAUAAUAAAAAAAAAAUACCAAAUCACAAGACAAGUUAAAUACUAAAGCUAGCUCAGCGCGGGCUCCAUCCUUCGAGAGGACUAAACCGAGGUAUUUAGAUAUUAAACAAAAAGACAAGAAAACAUCAGUUGUGAACAAACACCUGCCAAAAAUUGAAUCGUCAAGUGAAUCGUCUCGUAACUCAAGCCCUAUACAUUUGAGAAACUUACGGUCGAGUCCCCAGAAGGGGCGGCGGGGGGAAAUGGUCCCGCAGACCAUGUCGCAGGAUAGCCUGGCCACCAGCUCGCGGCCACGCACCGCUGAGCCGUCCACUGACUCGCUCAGCGAAUCACAAACGAGCAACCGAUAUGCCACCUACACGAAGACCAAGCACACCAAGGGCGCAGUCGACUCGAGCAAAAUAUUAAAACAUGUUGAACCGACAACUGCUACUGUGGCGUCUAAUAAAUCUAAAACAAAGAUACCGGUAUAUUUAAACAACUCAACAAAAUCCAAGGGCCUGGAAAAUCGGUUCUCCAGGGAGCAACCAAAGUUCACUAAGCAGGUUCCCAGGAACAACAACAACAUGGUUCCCACUAGACCCCAGGAUCGUAAAGUGCCUGGUUCCUUGAUGAACGCCACGAAGUCAAGCUCCGCGAAGGUUGUGCCCAAGGUAGUGAAAGAGAAAGAACUACCGAAGAAUAUUAUACCUAGGUGUCAGAGAAUUGGACAUACAAGCCGGCAUCAGCAUCAGCACCAGCACGAGGAGAGGGCGCCUCCCGUCAGAGACAUUCCCGUCAUGGAGCGCUCUGGCACAUUCUUAAAGGAUGAACCCACUUUCGGAGACAAACUAACUAAUUUAGAUAUAUCUCAAUGA
Molecule: messenger RNA, 5233 nt
Organism: Spodoptera littoralis (African cotton leafworm)
Lineage: Eukaryota; Metazoa; Arthropoda; Insecta; Lepidoptera; Noctuidae
Source: the annotation of a GenBank genome assembly